This is a messenger RNA of Botrytis sinoallii, 471 nucleotides long. RefSeq lists its product as uncharacterized. Bases 1 to 471 code for a protein of 156 amino acids. The record is from RefSeq and is a predicted model, not a curated record. The transcript has a single exon. NCBI's taxonomy places the organism in Eukaryota, Fungi, Ascomycota, Leotiomycetes, Helotiales, Sclerotiniaceae.
AUGGCAUCUCUUUGCAUGGCAUGUAAAAGUGAAACUGCACCACCGUCUUACCACUAUUUCACUCGACUUGUCAAAUCUCUUGCCACGUAUAUCUGUUCUCGAGCAUGUGAGAAGUCGACAUACCAGUUCGAAUUGGGUUGUCAUUGCAGUUGGGUUGGCUCUAUGGCCCAGAAGCCGAGAAUUAUUAGCCUUUUGCCAAUAUCAUCGGAUUCGCUCGUUAGACACAGUGCUGUCAAUAUGAUUCAAUCUACCAAACCACAAGACAGUAUACGCUUGUACUUACUGAAUCCCGAAGUGCCAUUUCCAAUAUUUAACUGGGCCUUCAAGAACUUGGCCGUAUGGAGUGAGGCCUGGAAGCCAAGUGAUUCCGACGAGGUUUCAUUCUCUAGAAGGAUCGAAAAUGCCCAUGUUAUCUCGAAUGUAGUGGCGGAGAAUGCUGUGGGGUCUCACUCUUCUGCUCGGAACCUUUGA